Messenger RNA from Durio zibethinus, 1262 nucleotides. Its product is annotated as myb-related protein 306-like. The record is from RefSeq and is a predicted model, not a curated record. Lineage: Eukaryota; Viridiplantae; Streptophyta; Magnoliopsida; Malvales; Malvaceae.
CUUACCUAUAAAUCUUGGUCUUUGCUUUCCCCAUUUUCCCCAAACAUCUAAGCAGCUUUCCCUUUGCUCUUCCUUUGCUUUGAAGAAAGAAAAAGAAGAAAAGAAGCACACGUACGGGCGAGAUGGGUCGAGCGCCUUGCUGUGACAAAGCCAACGUGAAGAAAGGUCCAUGGGCACCUGAAGAAGAUGCUAAGCUCAAGGCUUAUAUCGAGAAGUAUGGCACUGGAGGCAAUUGGAUUGCUCUUCCUCAGAAAAUUGGCCUUAAGAGAUGUGGGAAGAGUUGCAGGCUGAGAUGGUUGAAUUAUUUGAGACCAAACAUUAAGCAUGGUGGAUUCUCUGAAGAAGAAGACAACAUCAUCUGCAGCCUCUAUAUAAGUAUUGGAAGCAGGUGGUCCAUAAUUGCAGCCCAACUGCCUGGAAGAACAGAUAAUGAUAUCAAAAACUACUGGAACACUAAACUGAAGAAGAAACUACUCGGGAGACGCAAACAAUCUAAUUACAAUAAUAGAUUGUCGCCCUCGAAUCAGGACCUUAAUGAAGCCAAGGGGGCAGAUGAUAAUCAAUUCUCACAGGGUUUAAGCAACUCAGCCUUGGAACGACUACAGCUCCAUAUGCAACUUCAAAGUCUUCAGAAUCCUUUCUCUUUCUACAACAAUCCUGCUCUAUGGCCUAAGAUUCAUCCCUUGCAAGAAAAGAUGAUCGAAAGCAUCCAGGCCUCGAAUAGAAACCUUCUUAUGCAACCUCUCCUGCAAAACCCUCAACCUGCAAAUGAACAAAGUGCUGAUGAUUUCUAUGACCAACCUGCUGCUACAGCUUCUCUGGUGCAACGGCAAGAUUAUCCAAAAAUCAGCAAUGCCAAGGAACUUGAAUUGGAUAACUUUUCGGAUGGAAUAUCUCCAUCAGAUGGCCCAGCUCCCUUUGGCACAGGAGACAAUUUGAUGGACUCGGAAACUGUACCAAAGACAGAUGGAAAUGAUCAUCACGGAAUACCACAACCAAUUAAUGAGGCUAUUCAACCAGUUUCAAACUUCCAGGCUGAGCUGGAAGAGUUUUUCAAUAACAAAACAGCUGGUUAUACACCACAGGAAGACCAAAUGGCUGAAUUCGAUUGCUUCAAGGAGAUGAAUGGUUCAAAGGACAGCUUAAUUUGGUGGUCUAGUGACUUUGAUGCAAAAUCAGCAUCUUCCAACUCUUGGGAUUCAACUUCUGUUCUUCAAUCCAAUGGAAUGUUUCGAGACUAUGAAUUAGGUUAUAAUAUGUAG